AUGAUACUUCACAAAACUAUCCACGGCAAAUAUAUUAACGCAACGGCAUUCUUCUCCGCUUUCUCGUUCUAUCUCUCUAUAUGUCGCCUCUAUCCCUCCCUAUAUUUGUUUCUUUUUCAAUGUCUUUUUCAGUCCUACACUCGCAUUAUUAAGGUUAAUCGAUAUUUACUAGGCAAAGCUUUGUUAAACACAUUUUUAGUACUUGGAAAAUUUUCUAUAUCUAUCUAUCUAUCUAUCUAUCUAUCUAUCUAUCUAUCUAUCUAUCUAUCUAUCUCAAUCUGUUCACAUCUAUUCAUCUAUCUCUCUGAAUCUGUUCAUAUUCAUAUCUAUCUAUCUAUCUAUCUAUCUAUCUAUCUAUUUAUCUAUCUAUCUCAAUCUGUUCACAUCCAUUCAUCUAUCUCUCUGAAUCUGUUCAUAUUCAUAUCUAUCUAUCUAUCUAUCUAUCUCAAUCUGUUGACCAUUAUCUAUCUAUCUAUCUCCGGGAGAUCAUUAUCUAUCUAUCUAUUUAAGGUUGAUCAUCAUCUAUCUAUCUAUCUAUCUAUCUAUCUAUCUAUCUAUAUCUAUCUAUCUAAGCUUAUUUGUUAUCUCUCUCUCUCUAUCUAA
Molecule: messenger RNA, 603 nt
Organism: Acanthosepion pharaonis
Lineage: Eukaryota; Metazoa; Mollusca; Cephalopoda; Sepiida; Sepiidae
Source: the annotation of a GenBank genome assembly